Molecule: messenger RNA, 3606 nt
Organism: Panonychus citri (citrus red mite)
Lineage: Eukaryota; Metazoa; Arthropoda; Arachnida; Trombidiformes; Tetranychidae
Gene: snz
Product: sorting nexin-25-like
Exons: 1
Coding region: 265-3237 (990 amino acids)
Cellular component (GO): intracellular membrane-bounded organelle
Molecular function (GO): phosphatidylinositol binding
Source: RefSeq, a predicted model, not a curated record
CUCUCACUCCCAUUUACAACUUUUUCACUUUUAAUUAACUAAUUUACUUUCAUUUUAAUUGUUUUUUCUCAUCUUCUAAUUACCUUGUUAACCAUCACAAUUAGUCAACUAUGUUUCUAGUAACAGCGAUAAGAAAUUAUCUGUUUAUCUUAACAUAAAAAUCUAAACCUUUUGGAUCGUCAAAAUAAAUGAUUGACUUUUUCAACUAAAAUUAAUAUUUUUUUUUAUAUUUGUAAUUUGAUUACAAUUUAAUCUUGUUUAAUUAUGCUUAUUUUCCUGGUAACAACGUUAAUCCAAUUACUUCUUGUUGGCCUUGUAUUCAUUGUUGGUCUAUUUAUUGUUAUCGCCUUAAUCUCAAGAUCUCAUGUUCCAAACAUUAUUGUAAAAGCUUCAAUUAAUUGCCGAAAAGAAAAAAUCUCAUCUCUAAAUGAUCUCAAUCUAUCCAACAAUUUAAUCGAUUACAAAGGUUACCAAGAGAGUUUACAAUCAUCAUCAUCAUCAUCUAACAAUUAUUUUAAAACCAAUCUACUAAUUUCCAAGAAUGUUGAUACUCUACUUGAAGAAAUAAUUGAUUUAAUAUUCCGUGAUUAUCUUUACGAUUGGUAUAUUGAUCUGGUACAAAAUAACACCGAUCGACUUGAUGUUAAAUUGAAAAAUGAGAUAUGGACAAUGUUUUCAAGACUAUUGGCAAUUUGUCGUCAAUUUGAUGAUAUCUCCUUCCUGACCAAAGAUUUAGUCACAAUAAUGCAUUCACAUGUUACCAAAAUAUCGUUAAUCCUUUCAAAGCAAGACUCAUAUGAACUUUAUGAUUAUCUCUCCACCGAGGAAAAGGAAAUCAAUUAUCUGAACAAAUUGUCCAACAUGAUUUUGGCUCUUUUAUUACCUUCACGUUAUGCUAAAAGUCAACCAUUGGUUAACCUGUUGAAAGAGAUACUUGGAAUUCAUGUUUUCCAUAAUUGUAUCGAGAUGAUCUCCGAUCCUGAUUAUAUAAACCAGAAAAUCGUUGAGUACAUAAAGAAUCAUCUAGAUGAAAGUGAACGUCAUCGUAAAACUUACGCUUAUGCUAAAUCAUAUGAGGAAUUUGUCGAGAUGAUUAAGAAUUGUUGUUCAGUUGAAGACCUUAAAAAGAUUCGUUAUAGAAUCGUAUCAGAGAUCAUGCAAGCAACGGCUCUGGAGAAUUUGAAAAGACAAAAAUUAAUGGAUAAAGAGCUAAGGCCUAGUCAAUCAACUUCUUCGUUGGCUAAAGGAGAUUUACUUCUAAAUCGUGAUUUACGUCGUUACAUUAACAAUCUACAAUAUGCCAAGAAUUUGUGCUCAAAGAGAAUCAAUUAUCUAAUCACCUAUGCGUACCCGUCGAUAUCUACACUUAAUCCUGAGAGUGUAUUAGUUGUCGAUGGUUUAACUUAUCCUAAACCAUUGAAGAAGAAAAUUCUUGCUUUUGAUAUUAUUAUAAGAUCAGAUUUGUGCCGAAGUUUCCUAAGGCGUUUUCUACAAAAUUCAUUGGGAAAUUCGACCGACAAUACUGAGCGAACCUCGAAAUAUUUGGUUCUUUUCUGGGAAUCAGUGGAAGAGAUGAGAAAUCAAAAAGGAGUUAAACAGUAUCAAAUCGCCAACGAACUUCUCAAACAUUCGUACUUUCUAAAUGCUCUUAAUAUUCACAUUAAAUUUGGAAAAAAUGAUCGAAAAGGAAUGGAAUCAUUUAUUCGAGGUGAUAAAGGGCCUGAAUCAUUUUACGAAGCACAAUUAGCCGUUUACUCUGUUUUGGUUAAUCGUUACUAUCCUUUGUUUAUAGUGAGCAAAGAAUAUGAUGAAAUGAUUGAUACUCACAAUGAUUCUGAUCUUUUUGGACAGAUGAUUAAAUGCGAAGAGAACAUUGAAAACUCAAGUCAAUUAAGCCUUGAGAGGUCAAUAAGUGGUUACGAAAAUCAGUCAAUUCGUCAACAAAACGCACAACAAUCAGUGAUCGAUGUUCAUAUUUGUCAAGCGAGAACUAAAUUGAAAGAAUUAAGUAAAAAGAUUGACGGUAAACAACAAGCAUUAGAUGCAAUCAAAGAUGACGAACAUGAAUCCAACUCUAAAUUAGCUGAAUUAUUACAAAAGGAAAUUCAAGAUCUUCGAGAAGAAAUGUUUGAAUUGGAAAAUCAUAUUGUUUGGUCAGAAAAUUGGAUAAUUAAUCUAAACAAAUGGCAAGCUGAACUUCACAAUAUUCAACUCGAAACCCAACAAAGUACCUCACCUUUGGUGAUUAUAAUAAUCAGUUCGAAGGAAGCAAAACACGAGAAAUCAAGUGCCGAUGGUUGGAUAAUCGCUCGAACCAUCUCCGAUUUAAUAGAAUUGAAACGAAAACUAGUUCGAAUCAACGGGAAUCUAAAGCGAAUUGAAAUACUUCGAUUGAAAAAUGUGGCCCCGACAAACGUUAACCUAAUCAACCGAGCGAAAGUGAAUUUGCAAUUAUUUUUAGAUCAACUGAUGAGAGACGAAAAUUGUGUCAAAUCAGAAGAAGUUUACCUGUUUUUCUGUCCAUCACCAGGUAACCUUCGAGUUCCAUUAUCGUUUUCGAAGCAAUUUAAUUUUCGAAAUUUACCCUUUGCCUCGUUCUUUGGUAUAACCAAUCCCGAUAGUUCUGAAUCAAAUUCAGGGAAAACUGGAGGUGACAGUGAUGACGAAGAUGAAGAUGACCAAUCAUCAUUCAUAUUCGACGAUGAACUCGAAUCAAAAGACGAUAACAUAGCCGAACCUUUGUACAAUCUAUUAACCGAAAUAUUCGAGCUUAAAGGAGCGAUGGGUUUUCUCCGUCAAAUGUUAAUUAUCUUCGUUCAUACAACAUACGGACAAACAAUUAACAAGCAACUUCGAGAAACGGUCUCAUGGACUUUCUCAGAAUCUAUGGUUCAUUAUUAUCUAACCAAUUUAAAAAACGCUCUUUGGCCUGAAGGUAAAUUAGCACCACCAAGAGAACCAACCAACGAAUCAACUCGCCGAAAGAAUCAAUUCCUUGCAAAGAGACUUUUAAUCGAUAACAUUCCCGAUAUAUUGAACAAUCUAUUCGGUCAACAAAAUUGUCGAAAAGGAUUAAUUAAACUAUUUGAUUACAUUCAAGAUCAAAACCUAAACAAACAAUUACUCUACGAGAUACUAGAAACUUUCAUCAUCCAAUUUGUCCCACAAUUAAGGGAAACAAAUUCCUCUUCAACAACAUCAUCACCAACAACAACAACAACUACAAAUCCAAGUUAAUUGUCACAAUUAUCGCCAAUUAAUUUGGGUCCAAAUCAAAAAUCUAUAAAACAAAAAUCUAAAAAAAUUUCUAAUAAUUUGUUACAAAAAUUUAUACAAAUAAUUUACAUUCAAUUGUUUUUACUGGAAAAACAAAUCAAAUAUUAAUAAUUUAUUUUUACCCUUUAAUUGUUUUCACCUUUCAGUUGAUUGAAAUUGAACAAUCAAGUUAAAACACCAAAUGUCUCUCAACAAGAACUACACAAUCAGCAGAAUCAUCAAUUGAUUGUUGUAAUCGAUUAAUUCAGUUAAUUGUUUUAAAUGUUAUUCCAAAAUGAGAAAUGAUUCUAAUCAGCGAAAAUUAAAUGUUACCGCCUUUCGAUCAGUUAA